Mesocricetus auratus (golden hamster) is the source of this 2622-nucleotide messenger RNA. RefSeq names its product ALG12 alpha-1,6-mannosyltransferase (gene Alg12). Lineage: Eukaryota; Metazoa; Chordata; Mammalia; Rodentia; Cricetidae. The coding region runs from base 492 to 2141 and encodes 549 amino acids. Gene Ontology annotation, cellular component: endoplasmic reticulum membrane. Gene Ontology annotation, biological process: protein N-linked glycosylation. The record is from RefSeq and is a predicted model, not a curated record. Gene Ontology annotation, molecular function: alpha-1,6-mannosyltransferase activity. The transcript has 12 exons.
GCCCUCCUGUGUGGCCGGUCUGGGCUAUGUGGCCAUGUUAAGUUCGGGCAAAGACUUCGCUUCUGGGCCGUGUUUCCGCCGCCCGCUUCCUACUGAGGGCAGUCGCUGAGCUCCGAGGGGUCAGGACGAGAGAGAGAGAGAGAGAGGGCUGGAGUUCAGCGCUCGCCGUGGGGAUCGAGCUUAAAGCCACAAUUUGAACGAAUGAUUCCGACAAUUUCCGUGGAAGCCUUGGAAUCCCAAUUGGCAGGGACAACAGGAUCUUUGAAGGGUACUACCUAAUCUGAGGUGCCCUCCUUCUCCAAGUCACAUUUGCUAACAAUAUGGCCUUUUUGAACUUGGCUGCUGGAAGGCGAUUAGCCGUCUGUCUGCCCAGCAGCUCCCCCCAUUCCCGUGCUGCUGUUGGUCGUCACAGAAAGCAUCCCUUCCUGGCUGUGAGGAAGUGCCCUGUCUGGGAGGGAGGAGGAUCAGGUACAUGAAGUUUAAAGCACCACAUGGCUGGCAAGAAAUCACCAGGCAAGUUGGGCGGAUUUUGGCACACACCUUUGAUCCCAGCACUUGGGAGGCAGAGGCAGGCAGAUCUCUGUGAGUUUGAGGGCAGCCUGGUCUACGGAGUGAGUUCCAAGACAGCCAAGGCUACACAGAGAAACCCUGUCUCGAAAAAUCAAAAGAAAAAGAAAAAGAAGAAAUCACCAGGCAGGCAGCCUCUGCUGUUUCUGGGGCUGUUGGUCACUGUAGCUGCCAUCCACCUUAUUGCCUGUCCCUAUACCAAGGUAGAAGAGAGCUUCAACCUACAGGCUACACAUGACCUGCUGUACCACCAGCUGGAUAUAGACAAGUAUGACCACCAUGAGUUUCCUGGCGUUGUUCCCAGGACGUUCCUUGGGCCUCUGUUGAUUGCAGUGUUCUCCAGUCCUGUGGUUUAUGUGCUUUCGCUGUUGGAAAUGUCCAAGUUUUAUUCUCAGCUGACAGUCAGAGGAGUCCUUGGGCUUGGUGUGAUUUUCGGACUCUGGACAUUACAAAAAGAAGUGAGACGACAGUUUGGGACCACAGUGGCUGCCAUGUUCUGCUGGAUAUCAGCCACACAGUUUCACCUCAUGUUCUACUGUACAAGAACACUCCCCAAUGUGUUGGCCCUGGCUGUGGUCCUACCAGCCCUCACAGCCUGGUUGCAGCAUAGGUGGGCCCUCUUUGUCUGGCUCUCGGCCUUUGCCAUUAUUGGCUUCAGAGCUGAGCUGUGCAUGCUGCUGGGCCUUAUGCUGCUGCUGACCUUGUACCAAAGAAGAUUGUCUGUAGCCAGAUUGUUCCAGCAUGCCAUCCCAGCAGGGAUUCUCUGUCUAGGACUGACGGUUGCUGUGGACUCCUAUUUCUGGAGAUACCUUGUAUGGCCAGAAGGAGAGGUGCUUUGGUACAACACUGUCCUGAACAAAAGUUCCAACUGGGGCACCUCCCCGCUCCUGUGGUAUUUCUAUUCUGCCCUGCCCCGGGGCCUGGGCUGCAGCCUUCUCUUCUUACCCCUGGGUGCAGUGGACAGGAGGACCCAUGCACUGGCCCUGCCAAGCCUGGGAUUCGUGGCGUUGUACUCACUCCUCCCGCAUAAGGAGUUGCGGUUCAUCAUCUAUACCUUCCCUGCACUCAACAUCAUGGCUGCCAGAGGCUGUGCCUACAUCCUGAAUAACUAUAAAAAGUCUUGGCUGUACAAGAUGGGAACUCUGCUCGUGAUAGGGCACAUCAUGGUAAAUGUGGCAUAUACAGCCACAUCCCUCUAUGUGUCCCAUUUCAACUACCCUGGUGGUGUUGCAAUGCAGCGGCUACAUGAGCUGGUGCCACCCCAGACAGAUGUCCUUCUGCACAUUGAUGUAGCUGCUGCCCAGACAGGUGUGUCACGGUUUCUACAAGUCAACGAUGGCUGGAGGUAUGACAAGAAGGAAGAUGUCCAGCCUGGAGCGGAGGGCAUGCUGGACUACACACACAUCCUCAUGGAGGCAGCACCCGGGCACCUGGCCCUCUACAGGGACACACAUCGCGUUCUGGCCAGUAUUGAGGGCACUACAGGUGUGAGUGUGACUCUGACCAAACUGCCACCCUUUGAUGUCAACCUGCAGACAAAACUGGUGCUUCUGGAGCGGCUUAGGCUGGCCUGAGAGGAUGAGAGUUCACCAGGAGCAUCAAGUGUGGUCACCCUUCUAACACAGUGAAAAGAGUUCAAGAAAACAAAGCAAGCAACCAAGGACUUCCAGCAUGCCCCUGGUGUUGUCCUCUAGCAGGUGUGAGAUAGCCACACCUAGGACACAGGGCUCAGAGAAUAUGGAGCACAGGACCAGGUGUGAUAGUGGCCUGCUCAGACCUGUCUACCAUGGUUAGGUCGCUCCCAUUCAGACUGGGAGCCAUUUAUAACCAAGAGGGGACAGUGAGCCAGGCUAGAACACUCUGCCACCCGCACUCUGUAGUGACCCUCAGUGUGUAUUUCCUGUCCCUGAACCACACUUGUUGCCCAUGGCCUCAGGAGACAUCAGUAUAAACCCGGAGCUUCAGCACAGGGUACCCCCCCCAUUAUUGCAGCUGUUGAGUCUUAGGACAUAAAUAUGUUUAUAAAAGAUCAGAAAUAAAAAUUAUGUUUUCUAA